AUGCCAGUGUUACUCAAAGAAACCUUAUACACUCCUACAAAAUUUAAAGCCCAAUACAUUUUAAAUUCUUUCGAGUCAAAUUUUCGUGUAUAGAAAAGGAAACCAGCAAGUGUGAAAAAGGGAUACACGUUGAAAAGGGGAGACAAAUAAUGUGUCACUGAGAAGGUUGACAGUGGCUUUAGGAAAUUGCCUACCUUGACCUUGAAAUGCUGAUGAUAAAGAUGCUGACAACCUAGACUUGAGUGAUGGUGGACUCCGGUAACCAUGACAAUACAUGAUGCCCCAGACUCCGACCAACACACAACGGUGAGUGGCAGUAUAAGUCCAUAUAGCACCAACUCGUUGUGUCCAACUGAUGAGAGCUCUAGCGUCAAAGUCAUGGAGGAUCACACAGAAGUUCACAAUCGGCAGCCAACGAUGGUUCGGAGAGAAAAGACGCUGCGGUCAGCAGUGAUAAAACCGCACAGUGCAACAUCAGCAGAGGUAAAAUCGGCAAAUAUCGGGGUCCGAGCGAUGUCAGCACAGGAACGGUCAUCACUCAGUAUGAAGAUGAGGAUGGAGGAGGAAGCUGCCCGUAUGUCUGAGGCGAAAAGCAAGGUCGUGAAAGAACAAAGUGUCAGGAAAAGAGGUUCUGACGAUCAGCGAUGGCGGGACUCUAUACGAGAACAGAUGGAGGCCGAGCUGGACCAACGUGUUCGCGACGCGCUUGAAACUCCGCCUCCUGAACGCCCACAUGGACAUGCUAACGGCGACAACGGUAGGAACAACAACUCUAAUCGUGAACUUGAGAAUCUAAAUGCACAUGUGCUAUUGGAUUUAUCUGAUAAAGAGAGGAAUUAUUUGAAAUCGAGACGCUGGAAAGCAAUACAAGCCAAGCGUCAGAUGCAGAAGUUUCUGAGCAUGAAUUAUGGACAUCCGACGAAUUCGUCUCGGAUAGAAGUGGUCUUUCGAGAUGAGUUGUCAAAGUCAAAUCAGGAUGAAUAUCCUGGAGUGUUUGGAUUAAAUUCCUUCUCAGAAGGUGUGAAAGAUUUAAAUGAAAUUCAUAGAAAACAGUUUGAUAAAUACCCCACCAUACGUCAGCUUCAUAAACAGUAUUACACGAAGGAAGGUUAUUUGACAGCAUCUAGAAAUGGGAAGUUUUCCGAUGGUACGGUUUUAGAUAGGGAUGCUGAUGGGUCGUAUGAGGAUAAAUUUGGUGUUGUGCGAAAUCAACAUGGACCUUUCUGGCCAAAUGACUGGGGACCUUUAUAUCCAGCACCUAAGUUUCUUUGGAACACAGAUACCCCUGUAGAGCCAUUGUACUAUUUUUUCAAAACUGAACCUGCUGACAGGUUGAUUGAAGAACAAAAAUUUACAGACCAAAACUACCCAACCGUGGAGAGUCAAGUCACCUCGUACACGUCAAAAUGGAGAGGCGUGUUGAUCGUGUUCGACUCGGAGCGGAGCAGCCGAGACCACUUUCCGAAUCCGGUCCCCCAGGGCUGUUGUCCUAGUCUGCUGUUCGAGUCUCGAUUUGAGUGUGGGAACCUUCGACAGGCUCGUAGAGUGGGUCAGUUUGAGUAUGAGCUUGUCCUGAAGACGGACCUGUACACGAACAGACACACCCAAUGGUACUACUUCCGGGUCCAGAACGCUGUGCCGGGCGUCACAUACAGAUUCAGAAUUGUUAAUCUACUCAAGAGGGACAGUCUGUACAACUAUGGUAUGCGACCUCUACUGUACUCAGAACUUGAUGCCAAAAAUAAGGGUGUGGGAUGGGGACGCACAGGACACCAUAUAAGUUACUCGCGCAAUAUCAUGCAUUUACACUGCCCAUUACUAAUGAGAGGUGUGCCCUUCUACGAGCUGGAGUUCCAAAUGGACUUCCCGAAUGCAGAUGACACCUACUACCUCGCCCACUGCUACCCUUACACGUUCACUGACCUAAAGGACGACCUUGAAAACCUCCUGAAUGACUCUGCACGCCAGCACUACAUGCAGAGGGAGGUGCUGUGUGAGACGAGGGCAGGCAAUAGUUGUUUUCUAGUCACAGUUACGAAUUUUGACCAACCAGAGUCUAUACAGGAAGAGAAAAAGGCUGUUGUGAUAACUGGGCGUGUACAUCCUGGGGAAUCACAAGCCUCAUGGAUGAUGCGUGGCGUGUUAGACUAUAUCACAGGGCCAUCCCUGGCCGCACAGGAACUCAGAGACAAGUUUAUAUUUAAAAUUGUGCCUAUGUUGAACCCUGAUGGUGUAAUUGUGGGGAAUUACCGGUGCUCUCUCGCCGCUAGGGAUUUAAAUCGGAAUUAUCGACGUCCGAGAAAAGAAAGUUUUCCGACGGUAUGGAGUACGAAGGAUAUGAUAGAGAAAGUGAUGGAAAAACAUGAGGUUGCAUUGUAUUGUGACCUCCACGGGCACAGUCGAAAACACAAUGUGUUUAUGUAUGGCAACAACACGUCGACGGACGACCCAGACAACAACACAAACGGCAAUGGUGUUGUUGGUGCUCGAGGGUUCCUCAACGAGAGGCUGUUUCCCUGGCUUAUGGCUCAAAAGUCGCCAGAGAAGUUCUCAUUCCCAUUCUGUAAGUUCAACAUCAAGCGCUGCAAGGAGGCGACAGGUCGUGUUGUCAUGUGGCGUCAGAUGAGAAUCCUCAACAGCUUCACGCUUGAGGCCACAUUCAGUGGAACUGCCAUGAACAACUGUCGAAGAAUUCCAUUGGAUGAGUGUAGGCACUUCAACAUAUCAGACUACAUGGAGAUGGGCCAUAUACUCUGUCAGUGUGUGCUAGAAUACCAUAAUACUCAGGAAAACAAGGCGCGUCAGACGGAGAUUGUUUUGGAGAUGACUCGAUACCUGACUUGCCAGGUGCUGGAAAGAAGGAGAGGGGUCUCGUAUAAGAUGCCGAACCUGAAGGCCUUCAUCAAGCAGCAGGAGGCUACCAGGGCAAUAGAGGAAGACAAGAAUACAUCUAGUCAAGAUCAGGCGAUGGAUGAAGAGAGGAGUAGAAGUGUUCCAAAUGAAGACAAUUCUAUUGUUGCCAUGGAAACUGUAGAUCCUGUGUUGAGUGAUCGAGACGAAAAAGUUAAAAGACGAGACAGGAGAGUUGAAAGUCGCAAUACAAACAAUGGUGUUAAUAAUCUCAGCAAAUUAGAUGUAGAAAACUUGUUAGAUACGGAGAAUAUGAAGACAAUGGAUGGUUGUUUGAAAAUUCUAGCUCAGUUGAAUGUGUCAGAAGCCUUAGAGGAAUCAGACUCAAGUGACUCGGACUCAGAAUCUGAGCCUGAACUGAAACCACCGCCAGAACCGAAACAGAAAAAGAAGAAACGUAAAUCAAAGAAGCAACGUGACAAAGAGCAGCAGGAUCGAAAAGGGGGGUCAGGAGGUUCCGAUAAGAAAGAGGAGCGGAGAAUGAGCACAAAUUGUUUCCAAUGCACCACAUCCAAGUGUCAUUCGGCUCUACCCACAAUUUCGGCCAAUCAGGGGAUGGACCCUCGUAAUGAUGGCGCAAACAGUAGGGGACAGGGUAGCAGCAAAGACAGAUAUUUGAAAGAGAAAAAGGACAACGCACAUUUUGUAAGCAAGUAUGUGGGAAGGAAAAAUGGCGGAAUUCCUUGCUUUGCGGAGGAGAGGAGUGUAGAACGUGCAGCUAAGAGAAUGGCUGAAAUGAAGAAAAGGGGAGAAGAAGAAAAGCAACGAGAAAUGGCUUUCUUCAUGAAGGAAUAUCUGAAUGAUACAAAAAUGGAAAUAGAGAUUCCAAGUUCUACUGCCCAAAUUGCAAUGCCACAAGUACACGUUAAGUGUGUUGAGGAGGCGGGCAUAUGUCAAUGUGGGCCGAACCGACCCGCCGGCAUGCCCACCCUGAGACGCUCACUAACCAAUGAUGAAUUGCAACGUCGUCUGCAGGUUGCGCUCAAUGAAGGCACGUCAAAUAUAGCUCAGACGCUCGUUGGUCUUAAUGUUAGAACUGGAUACACCCAUGCUGGGACAUGUUAUGUGCCAAACGUUAGAAUUCCUCAUUCGUUCCGAGACUUAGCCCCCGCUGUCUUGCCAGCCACUGCCCCACAAAAUAAUAAUAACAGCAGCUCAGAGCCUAGCGAUAGUGAAAACGAAAACCUGGUACAUAACUCCAUACCGGUGAGCGCGCGGGCCACGCCUUUCCAACACGAGAAUGCUACCAUGAUUGCCUCAACUCACCCUUUCCAACAUACUACGUCCACACACGCUCACCAUAUAUUCAAAAAGCAUCUUAGUUUACGAGGGCCGUCCAUGAAAUCAUCAAUGGGUCGUCAGGUAACCAACAGCGCCCAGGGAAGCUUAAACUACGGCCACCAUGCAGCCACACAGCUUACGAGAAGUGACAUGUCCCCGGCAAAUGACUCCCAGCGGAAAUAUGAGGACAAAAAACGUGCACCCGGACCCCUGCAAAAACAUGGUCAAAAAUUAGGGGAAACAAAAUGGUGUCUAGGUUCGACAGCAGAUACAUGGAGCCAGAAAAUCAUUGUUUUGAACGAUUCAAGAAAAAGCGAACAAACAGUGAUAAAUACUAACUUGACUAAGUUUUGGUUGCCCAAAUCAAACAUUGGAGUUCAACCUUUAAGGUCUCAGCCUGAUUUUGGCUUAUCAAAUACUGAACGGUUAUUGCUUCCAAGGGAGACUAGUACAUUACUGGCAAAAGCUCCCGGACAAGAAAGCAAGACCAUAAGUUUGAAAAAUGAAAUUUCACAUAUCAAAUCAGACCAAUUAGCUGUAAGGACCGAAAUUAAUUGUACCAAUGGUAACGAAGACGUUGUGGAAAGGCAACUAUUAAGUGCCAAAUUUGGCGGAAAGUCAAAUCCCGGGUCUUUCUCAACCAAUAGGGGCCAUCCAAUAAAACUAUGGUCUCCUGGCAGGACAAAUGAUCUAUGAUUGUGAAAACAUUUCGAAAACAGGACAGAUAAGAGGACUCAAAGUGCCUGGACACGGGGAAUGACCUUCUUCUGACCUUGAGAUUCAAACAACUUCAUUUAUAAAGAAUUGGAAUGGAACAUUUUAGCCAUGGAUGUUUUGAACAUUCUAACCGUGGACGUAGGGAACAUUCUAACCGUGGACGUAGGGAACAUUCUAGCCAUGGAUGUAUGGAACAUUCUAGCCAUGGAAAUAUGGAACAUUCUAGCCUUGGAACAUUCUAGCCAUGGAAAUAUGGAACAUUUUAGCCAUGGAAAUAUGGAACAUUUUAGCCAUGGAUGUAUGGAACAUUCUAGCCAUGGAACAUUCUAGCCAUGGAUGUAUGGAACAUUCUAGCCAUGGAACAUUCUAGCCUUGGAUGUAUGGAACAUUCUAGCCAUGGAUGUAUGGAACAUUCUAGCCAUGGAACAUUCUAGCCAUGGAUGUAUGGAACAUUCUAGCCAUGGAAAUAUGGAACAUUCUAGCCUUGGAUGUAUGGAACAUUCUAGCCAUGGAACAUUCUAGCCAUGGAAAUAUGGAACAUUUUAGCCAUGGAUGUAUGGAACAUUCUAGCCAUGGAACAUUCUAGCCAUGGAAAUAUGGAACAUUUUAGCCAUGGAUGUAUGGAACAUUCUAGCCAUAGAUGUAUGGAACAUUCUAGCCAUGGAAAUAUGGAACAUUCUAGCCAUGGAUGUAUGGACCACUCUAGCCAUGGAAAUAUGGAACAUUCUAGCCAUGGACGUAUGGGAUAUUCUCUGGGUUUCAGCAGACUUCAUACAUGAUUAAAUGGACUAUUUUGACCAUCUGCUUUCCUUGAAGGCCUAAAAGCUGCUUUCCUUGAGAGCUGACUGGCUAUAAUGGAGUCUAUAACUCUGAACAUUGAAAAGAAAGGUCUUAUACCCAGUGAUUUCAUGAAUCUAAAAUGCAUGGAAACUUAAUAAUGAUAGUUCAUGAUAAAACUAUGCAAUUGUUAUAAUGAUGAAACAUACAGUAAUGUAAAUUUACACAAUAUUAGUGCUUAUUGGUGUAGCCUUUUUUUUAAACUUGGCAUCCAAUUGUAUAGUACCGAUUAAGUUUUCUGUUUGGUCAAAGUUAUCCAAAUUGUUUAAUGAUUGGUCAGUUAUUAUCUAAGAAUUAUUACUAACCAAUCAAAUAGUGUUAUCAGUCAAUUAGUCAAAAGAUAACCUGAGGACAACUUAUCAAAGUUUUAUACAAUUGACUGCAGCUGUCAAGACUAUUCCAGAUGAUCACAAUUCUUUCACAUACAGCUUUUUUUCUCUGGACACUUGAUCUUCCAAUAUAAAAUGCUGAGUUUAGCCUUUAUAUUUUUCAGUUAUAUAUAAAAAUAAUUUAUGAUUAUUGGACUGUUAUUCUAUAUUCAUCCAACCCUGUCUCAUUUGAUUUAGGCAUACUAUUUCUUAAAUGUAGCAAAUUAAUUAAAAAGGUGUUAAUUAAAUACAAUCAAUAAAAAUUAAAUGCAGAAUGACUUUAUGUUGAUGACUAUUUUUUCAAUUUCAUGAUUGAUGUUUAACAAAUAUGUAGAGAGAUGUAGGGUGUCAAUUUUGUUAAUUUAAGACAAGCUUGAUGCUUCCCUGUGCUGUUAUUGGUAAAACUGUUUUAUUUGAAAACCAAUUUAAAGCUGCAUUUUAGCUGUAAUAAAGUAUGACUGUAUCUCCCCCCUCCCCCUCUUCCCUCCAAAAUGCAGCACAUCAUGUGGUACAUUUAUGUAUCAUUGUAAUUUUAAACUGACUUUGUAUCUUUGUCUUUGGUAACUACACAAUGUGCAGGGGUAUUUUCAUACAAGGUUGUCAUUGUUUAUUGCUAUUCUUCUUCCGUCGGUACAUUUGUUCAUUCAUUCUUGUGAUACAUAUACAUGUAUUGUAAUUAUCAGUUAGUGCAUUUAACAAAUUUGCGGAAGUUUGAUUUGAUUUAAAUCCACAUAUAAUAUAUGGUAUGGUAUGUGUAUGGAACAAUUUUUGUAUUAUAUUGCCGAUAUAUAUAUAUAUGUUUUGUAUAUUUUCCUCGUACAGUGUUGCUGAUUGUUUGUCUACCACUAGGUAGCCCAUAUUGCUUAUGUGGUAUGACAGUCUAUUUAUUAAUGAAUGAAUCUGUUGAUUGUGAUAAUUGAUUGUGAUAUGAGGUUAACUUAUACUAUUUAAUAGUAUAAACCAUGCAUUGACAUUGCCAUCAGUUUUUGAAUUUAUUUAUAUACAAUGAUUUUAUAUUUGUUUUACCAUAUAUGCCUUAUUUAUUAUAAAACAAAUAAAACGUUUAGAUAAAUUUCA
Mya arenaria is the source of this 7190-nucleotide messenger RNA. RefSeq lists its product as uncharacterized. The record is from RefSeq and is a predicted model, not a curated record. NCBI's taxonomy places the organism in Eukaryota, Metazoa, Mollusca, Bivalvia, Myida, Myidae. The transcript is spliced from 32 exons. Bases 265 to 4887 code for a protein of 1540 amino acids. Gene Ontology annotation, molecular function: zinc ion binding; metallocarboxypeptidase activity. Gene Ontology annotation, biological process: proteolysis.